CAUUUGAUAUACUUUAUAAUAUAUUUGAUAUACUUCUCUGAUUUUUCAUAAAUAAGUUACACAAUAGAUUUAUUAUUAUAUAUAAGUGACGAUAAAAAAUCUCUACAUAUGUCAUCUAUCACAUGAAUUCUUACAUUAAGAAUAGUGGAAGAUUAAGAAGAUCAAGAUUCUUGAUUCUAACAAUACGAUAAAAUACGAUAAAAUAAUAUCAAUUUUCUCCACUACUCUCAAUGUGGGAAUUUGUGUGGCAAGUCUGGAUGCAUGAUAGAAUGCAGUUUUGUGAAUUAUAGUUUUGCAGCGUCAUUUACCAUAUGCACUUUAAUUUGUGUUACACGUGAUUGAAAACAUGGCAGCUAAAAUGCAGCAUUUUGAUCCACCAAGUUCGGCCAGUUCAGAAAGUGAUGAUGAAGUUUGUUUGGGUGAAAAAGAAAUUUUCCUUGUUGAUGAAUUAUGCGAAGAUGCUGAACAUUAUAGACGUUCUGAUAUCGGAACUCCUACACCGCAGUCUCCGAGGCCACCUUCUACAGAAUCAUUGAUUUGGAGUACCUGUGUUUGGCAAACAGGAUGUACUUGGUUUACUGAAGUAGAGUCUUUUUAUAAUUUGAAGAAAUCAGUUAAAACUUCCAAAAGUUCACAGAGAUCACCCAGAUCGAGGAGACAACGUACUACUAGUUUAUCUCAGUCUAGCAAAAAAACUUCUGCAGAAUCUAUUCUUAGAAGUAAAACAAGAACAAUAUACACAGCUGGUAGGCCACCAUGGUAUAAUUCAGCUGGUCAACAAGUAGAACCUUUUGUAAUUGGUAUUUGUGGAGGUAGUGCAUCUGGAAAGACUACAGUUGCAACAAAAAUUAUAGAAUCUCUAGAUGUACCUUGGGUAACACUUCUUAGUAUGGAUUCAUUUUAUAAAGUAUUAAAUGAAAAACAGCAUGAAAUGGCUGCACGCAAUGAAUAUAAUUUUGAUCAUCCUGACGCUUUCGAUUUUGAAUUACUUAAAACAACGUUACAGCGUUUGAAAGAGGGUAGAAUGGUGGAAGUUCCUAUCUAUAAUUUUGUAACGCAUUGUAGAGAAAGUAGAACUAAAACAAUGUAUGGUGCCAAUGUGAUUAUAUUUGAGGGAAUAUUCACAUUCUACAAUGUCGACGUGUUGAAGAUGUGCGACAUGAAGGUGUUUGUUGAUACUGAUGCUGAUGUGAGGCUUGCUCGGAGAUUACGUAGAGAUAUAUCACAAAGAGGAAGAGACUUGGAAGGUGUAUUAAAGCAGUAUAGUACUAUGGUACAACCUGCUUUUUAUUAUUAUAUAGCUCCAUUAAUGGUACACGCGGAUAUUAUUGUGCCUCGUGGCGGAGAUAACGAAGUCGCGAUAGAACUCAUUGUACAACAUGUUCAUACACAGCUUCAAUUGAGAGGUUUCAAACUCAGAGAAAAAUUAGCUCAUUCUUAUAUCGGUCAGCCAUUGCCAUCUUCUCUUUACCUGCUUCCAGAUACACCUCAGAUAAAGGGUUUACAUACAUUUAUAAGAAACAAGGAAACAUACAGAGACGAAUUUAUAUUUUAUUCUAAGCGUCUGAUACGUUUAGUUAUUGAGUACGCACUAUCUCUUUUACCUUUCGAGGAUGUAACAGUAGAAACACCACAAGGAGUAUUAUAUAAUGGAAAACGUGCUGCUACGGAUAAAAUAUGCGGUGUUUCCAUUUUGCGUGCGGGUGAAACGAUGGAACAAGCUGUCAGAGAUGUAUGCAAAGAUAUUAGAAUAGGAAAAAUACUUAUACAAACAAAUCAACAAACUGGAGAGCCAGAGCUUUAUUAUCUACGAUUGCCAAAAGAUAUUAAAGAUUAUAAAGUGAUAUUGAUGGAUGCAACAGUAGCAACAGGUGCUGCUGCUAUUAUGGCUAUUCGAGUCCUAUUGGAUCAUGAUGUUGCAGAAGAAAAUGUGUUGCUUGUGUCUCUACUUAUGGCAGAAUCUGGUGUACAUUCAAUUGCUUAUGCAUUUCCGCGCGUAAAGAUCGUAACAUCUGCCUUAGAUCCUGUGAUAAAUGAAAAGUUUUACGUAUUGCCCGGUAUCGGUAAUUUUGGUGACCGAUAUUUUGGAACCGAGCCAUCUUCGAUCGAUGAUUAAUACAGUUGAUCUCAGUUUCGUCAAAGCUAUUUAAUCUGUUAUUAUACAAAAUACAGUAAUCUCAUAUUAUCUUUAAUAAAAUUUGUGUUAUAUUGAGAAA
This is a messenger RNA of Apis cerana (Asiatic honeybee), 2216 nucleotides long. RefSeq names its product lethal (2) k01209. Gene Ontology annotation, molecular function: ATP binding; kinase activity. The record is from RefSeq and is a predicted model, not a curated record. NCBI's taxonomy places the organism in Eukaryota, Metazoa, Arthropoda, Insecta, Hymenoptera, Apidae.